UCCGGGAAGUUCACGCCGGGCAGGGGCGGCUGACAGGCGUCCCGCAGCCCGCAGCCCGGAGCUCCGAACCGGGGCACGGAGGGCGCAGUCCCUGUGCUUUAGCUACUCCCCUUACCGUUAGAAGAUCUGGGAGGGAGGAAAGGAGGAGAGAGACACCCCAGACUCCUGGCAGCCAAGCCCCUGGCUUCGAAGCGGAGACGCUGUUGGGGGAGUAGCGGUCCGAGCGGAACGUGGGUUGGACGUUGCAUCCCGGUGGUGGGAAGCUCAAGGCUGGACCAGGAGUUCGGAUCGACCUGGUACGGAGACGGGGCGUGCCCGGGACAGGGAUCAUUGAAAAAUCCUUAGUGGUAUUGACAUGUCUCAAGUGACAUAAAUUAGCCAAUGACUCGGAAUGAUGGAUUCUCCGAAGAUUGGAAAUGGUUUGCCAGUGAUUGGACCAGGGACUGAUAUAGGGAUAUCUUCACUCCACAUGGUGGGGUAUUUGGGAAAAAAUUAUGAUCCAUCAAAAGUUCCAUCAGAUGGUUAUUGCCCUGCUUGUAGAGAGAAGGGAAAGUUAAAAGCCUUAAAGACUUAUCGAAUUAGUUUUCAAGAAUCAAUCUUUUUGUGUGAGGAUUUGCAGUGCAUCUAUCCUUUGGGCUUUAAGUCACUUAAUAACUUAAUUUCUCCGGGUUCGGAAGAUUGUCACACUCCAAAUAAACCUCACAAAAGAAAGCUCUUGGAAACCAGCUAUAAUGAUGCACCUGUUUUAGCAAAUUCCAAAAAGACUAGACAUCAUAUUAUUGAUGGUGAGCCAAUUUUGGACAGCAAAUAUAAUGGAGAAGUAUAUAAUGAAACCUCAUCAAAGUGUUCUGAUGGUAGUACUCAACAGCAUCCAAUUGGGACAGCUUAUUCCUUGGAGCAGAAUAAGGUUUUGGAAGCUGGUAUUGUUGACAUGGCUACUAAAGACGAUCCUAGUACAGUUGACAUCUCUGGAGUUGGGCAAACUUCCCCUCAAAAUGAAGGAGGCACAUCUGAACUGGAAAUACCAUUGGAAAGCAAGUGUACAUCGUCUCAGCGGACUUUUUAUGUUCAGUGGAAAAAUGCUCAUGCUCUCUGUUGGCUAGACUGUAUUCUUUCAGCUUUGGUACACUUGGAAGGAUUAAAGAACACUGUGACUGAACUGUGUUCUAAGGAGGAAUCUGUUUUCUGGCAGUUGUUUACAAAAUACAAUCAAGCGAAUAAGCUUCUGUCUGCCACUCAAUUGGAUGAAAUUAAAGGUGGAGAUUAUAAAAAACUUCCUUCCAAAAUACUUGCAGAGAUCGAGACCUGUCUGAAUGAAGUCAGAGCUGAAAUUUUUAGUAGACUUCAGCCCCUGCUCAGAUGCACAUUAGGUGACAUGGAAAGCCCUGUGUUCGCAUUUCCCCUGCUCUUAAAACUAGAGCCCCACAUUGAAAAGCUCUUCACAUAUUCUUUUUCCUGGGACUUUGAAUGUUCCCAGUGUGGACACCAGUAUCAACACAGGUGUACGAAGAGUCUGGUCACUUUUACAAAUGUCAUCCCUGAGUGGCACCCUCUUAAUGCUGCCCAUUUCGGUCCUUGUAACAAUUGCAACAAUAAAUCACAAAUAAGAAAAAUGGUAUUAGAAAAAUCUCGGCCUGCUAAUUCUUCAUCAUCUUGGAAGUCUUCUGCCGUCCUCAAGCAGAUGUGUUUUGAUUGCAUUUUGCCAGCUUUUUUGUUUUUCCACAGUGGAAUAGUUGGUCAGAAUUAUCUUUUCUGGUGUCACCAAAAGUCCUGUCUUUUUAAACUUCUCGGAGUGUCUCCCAUAUUCAUGGUGCACUUUGUAGAAGGCUUGCCACAGAAGGACUUGCAGCGCUAUGCAUUUCAUUUGGAAGGAUGUCUUUAUGAAAUAAAGUCUAUAAUUCAGUACCAAGCAAGUAAUCAUUUUAUAACCUGGAUUUUAGAUGCUGAUGGAAGUUGGCUGGAAUGUGAUGACUUAAAAGGCCUGUGUUCUGAAAGGCAUGAAGAAUUUGAAAUUCCUGCUUCAGAGAUCCAUAUCGUUAUUUGGGAAAGAAAAACAUCCCAAGUGACAGAUAAAGAAGGUGCUCGCCUUCUGCUUGAAAAACCCAGCGAUGAGCACGCUUCUGGUGCUGAGCAGCCGGCGUCUCCAGCGCUGUGUCCUGGGCGUGCGGCCCCCUCAGCUGGCGCGGCCUCCGUGACUCACCCUGCAGGUAGAUCAGUCGCUCUUCCACCAGGCGAUGCCGUGGCUCCUGGGGAUCAUUUUCUCCCAGAACCAAAAGAUUGGGUUGCCAAUAAGGUUUUACCUUUGACACUUAAAGAAACUGUCCAGGAAACCGCCUCUGUUGUCCAAGUGAACUCUCAGUCUUUCCCAAACUUAGAAAAUAAGCCUGUAGCAGAAAAUACAGGAAUUGUCGAAACCAGAGCUUUACCAUCACAAGACUCACUAACGGCUUCUUCGGUAUCAGAUCCAUGUAAAGAAAAACAAGUUCAAGACCAGUGUGUAGGUUUAGGCGUUCCAUCUCAAGUUGUAAAUACAAACAUGCCGUCAGUGCAGCCGAAUACGGGAGACAGCGGCAGUUCUAAAUCUGUGAGUGACAGUCACGCUGCAGUCCUUACACAGGGAGUGGAGGCAACAGAAAUGGAGACGAGCGCUCAGUUCAAACAGUCCUUUCCACAAAAAUUGGAGGAAUUAAAAUCAGAACAACACACUACAUCUCAGCUUUCUAAUUUGGAGGAGAAAAAGCCUGCAGCAGAACCCCAGACCUUCACAGUGAAGUCACUACAGAGUCAGUGUCUGAAAGAAAAUCAGAAGAAACCAUUUGUGGGAAGUUGGGUUAAAGGCUUAUUAAGCAGGGGGGCUUCUUUCAUGCCACUCUGUGUUUCAGCUUGCAAUAGAGACACUGUUCUGCAUUCAGUCGUUACAAGGGCAAAUAGUGUAGAUGGCUUUAAAGGUAAAGGUAGAAACCAAAAGGGUAAGCAGGUAUCCAAGAAAUCUCGGAGGCACGCAGGUAAGCCACUUCCGGUCCAGAGUCCCCCACCAGCUUGUCCACCUGCUGGCACGGCCGCUCCUCCACCAGCUAGCAAAACCGCAGCUCCAGCUCCUCCACCGGCUCACACGGCUGCUCCACCUGCUAGAAUUGCUGCUCCCGCUUCGAGUGCUGCCUCAGAAGGUUUGAAGAAGUGUGAAAACACCUCCUAUAGAGCUCACCUCAGCCACAGUCCUCUUUCUUCAGCAAAACAUGGAGACUCAGUUGAAGGUCAGAUCCAUAAACUUCGACUAAAACUUCUUAAAAAACUAAAAGCCAAAAAGAAGAAAUUAGCUACCCUGAAGUCUUCCCCCCAAAAUGGAACACUUGCAAGUGAACAUUUAGAGCAAGUGUCCCAGUGUGAGUCUCCAAAUGACUGUGACUCGUUAGAAGACUUGUUAAAUGAGCUGCAGUUUCAGAUUGAUAUUGCAGAUAAGCAACCUGGGUGCACUCCUGUUUCUGAUGUUUCCUCAUACAGUGGUCAGACUCAUGAAGACAUUUUAGCAGAACUGUUGUCUCCUACAAACACUGUUUCAACAGAGCUCUCAGACAAUGGAGAUGUUGACUUUGGAUACUUGGAAAUGGGAGAUAACUGUAUUCCAGCACCAGUACCUAGUGAGUUAAAUGAUAUUCCCCAAAACACACAUCUGCGACAGGACCAUAAUUAUUGCAGCCCCAGCAAGAAAAAUCAAUGUGAAGUUCAGCCAGACUUAGCAACAAGUAAUGCCUGCAUUAAAACGUUAAGCUUGGAGAGUCCCGUGAAGACUGAUAUUUUCGAUGAGUUUUUUUCCACUUCAGCAUUAAAUCCUUUAGUUAAUGACACACUAGACUUACCUCAUUUUGACGAGUACCUGUUUGAGAAUUUUUAAAUGCUUAAUUCUUUUCAGUUUAAUAUUUAUUAUUGCACUUAGAAAAAAACGUGUUUUCAGGUAGUGUUCAUACACUGGCCUUAUGUAAUAACCAUGAACAAAAUGUAAGCUCCUGGAGGGUUGUCUUCCUUCUGGUUCUGCCUGUGAAGCAUGGACUCCGUUUUACAAAUUAAAUUGAUCAGGAAUGUA
This is a messenger RNA of Oryctolagus cuniculus (rabbit), 4081 nucleotides long. NCBI's taxonomy places the organism in Eukaryota, Metazoa, Chordata, Mammalia, Lagomorpha, Leporidae. The record is from RefSeq and is a predicted model, not a curated record.